AUGUCUAACAAUGGUCAGCAAAGUGCUGGACAGGUGCCACAACUUACACCUUCAUCGAUGCAGCAAUUGGCAUAUAAAUUUACAGCGUUAGUAAGUGAAGCCCAGAGAGUCGGUGUGCAAACUCCUGAGGGACUGGACUUAUUGAAAAAGGCAUCCAAGAUUAAGGCUAUAUAUGAAACCUAUAAUAAGCAGAAACAACAGGCACAGCAGGCUUUUCAGGUGCGGAAUAAUCCUCAGUCUGGUUCUCAGUCUCAAGCCUUGCCACAGGUCCAGCAACAGCAGCCUCAACCUCCGCAAGCACAGACUCAGCAGCAGCAACCGCAUCAGCAACAACAGCAACCACAACAGUCUCAACAACAACCGAAGCAGCAAUCUCAACAGCCCCAACCACAGCAACCACAACAGCAGCAGAGACCAGGAUCUUCUGUUGCUAGCAACAUCAAACUACUGUUAACUCCUCAGCAGCGUGACGCUUACGAUAAACUUACUCAGACCUUUAAUGAAAGUGCGAAAAAUAUCAAAGGCGAGUAUGAGUUCUUAAAAAAAAAUAUUGAGGUUUUGGACACUGAAAUAAAGAACAGGCAAAGCGAACCAAUGACUGUUAAGCAAUUAGAAGCAAAGAAAAACGAGCUAUUAAUGAAGUUGACUGCCCUAAAUGCGCAGUUCCAAGCCCUACCCAAGAAAUUCCAAGAGGAUAAGAAAAAGUUCUAUAUCGAAUGUGCAGCAACAAAUAUUAACCUAAAGAAGUUCUUACAAGCGACUAGUCAGCAACAAAGAGCGAAUACUAGUAACGCCGGCGCAAGUUCUCCCCCUCCAGUCCAGCCAAGCGGUUCUGUUGGAACUCCAGGCAAUACUGUUCCAGCUGCUGCUGAUAAUGCGAAUGCUAGUGCUUCUUCACAACAGCGGCAGCAGCCUCAAAAGCGAUCUAACAGUGGUGUUAGUAGAUCGCCCACUCAUGUUACGCCUGUCAAUGCCGCAGCCAAUCAAAGUAAUAAUACUGCCUCGCGCCCAGUCAUAUUUAAACAACCAAAUCCGUCGAUCCCAAUACCAGAAACCAUACCUCCCAUCACCACUACGUCAGUCUCUUAUCGCUCGAACCGACCAACAAUUACUGGGGGUAGUGCUAUGAAUGCAUCCUCCUUGACAACGCCAGUCAUGACGAAAUUACCUCCUUAUGAAGUUGAAAAUGACAGGGUUAUGUCAAAGAGGAAACUCAGGGAACUAGUGAAAUCCGUGGGUAUAGACGAUGGUGAUGGUGAAACCACCAUUGAUGGUGACGUCGAGGAAUUGCUCUUAGAUCUCGCCGAUGACUUCAUCACAAACGUUACCAGUUUUGCUUGUAGAUUGGCUAAACACCGAAAAUCUGAUAAUCUGGACGUACGGGACAUUCAACUGCAUUUAGAAAGAAAUUGGAACAUCCGGAUACCAGGCUAUGCUGCUGACGAGAUAAAAAGUACUAAAAAAUGGAAUCCUACGCCUGCAUACAAUCAGAAACUACAAGGCAUUGUGUCAGCAAAAGCCGCUAAACCUACACAAGCAGCAGCAGCAGCAUCUACUAUAGCACAAGUUCCUGCUUCCGAUAAUGGAGUUGCCGUAAGUGAUUCCAAUAAGAAAUAG
Eremothecium sinecaudum is the source of this 1617-nucleotide messenger RNA. It is a transcript of the gene TAF12, whose product is annotated as Taf12p. Gene Ontology annotation, cellular component: SAGA complex; transcription factor TFIID complex; SLIK (SAGA-like) complex. Lineage: Eukaryota; Fungi; Ascomycota; Saccharomycetes; Saccharomycetales; Saccharomycetaceae. The coding region runs from base 1 to 1617 and encodes 538 amino acids. Gene Ontology annotation, molecular function: DNA binding; protein heterodimerization activity; TBP-class protein binding. Gene Ontology annotation, biological process: DNA-templated transcription initiation; RNA polymerase II preinitiation complex assembly. The record is from RefSeq and is a predicted model, not a curated record. The transcript has a single exon.